AUGUUGCUUUCGUUGAACAGCGAUCAACGAAAGCAUGUCGUGUCGGACAAUUUCAUGAAGUCGUACACUUUUCUUGCAAUCGUUGUCACAGUAGUGGCUUUCCCUGCACAGAAGUCAAAUGAUAAUGGACUUCUUCGAAUGAUGCAGCUCAAUGUUAAGGAGAAUAACAGCUACGGGAAUGGCAACAAAACCUUUAAUGGACAGCACCACCAGCAGAGUGGUGGUUUCCAAGGGGGAGAACCUCAGCAGAAUGGUGGUUUUCAAGGAGAACCUCAGCACAACGGAGUAUUCGCGCAGUUUGGAGGCCAACAGAAUGGUGGUUCCCAAGGAGGAGAACCUCAACAGAACAGAGGAUUCCCACAAUUUGGAGGGCAACAGAAUGUUGGUUCCCAAGCAGGAGAACUUCAAAAGAACAGAAGAUUCCCACAAUUUGGAGGACAACAGAAUUGUGGUUCCCAAGCAGGAGAACCUCAACAGAACAGAGGAUUCCCACAAUUUGGAGGACAACAGAAUGGUGGUUCCCAAGCAGGAGAACCUCAACAGAACAGAGGAUUCCCACAAUUUGGAGGACAACAGAAUGGUGGUUCCCAAGCAGGAGAACUUCAAAAGAACAGAAGAUUCCCACAAUUUGGAGGACAACAGAAUGGUGGUUCCCAAGCAGGAGAACCUCAACAGAACAGAGGAUUCCCACAAUUUGGAGGACAACAGAAUGGUGGUUCCCAAGCAGGAGAACCUCAACAGAACAGAGGAUUCCCACAAUUUGGAGGCCAACAGAGUGGUGGAUACCUUCAGAGAUGGCAGAUAUCGACGAAUAAAAAAUUCAAUUUUAAUGAACAAGGGAAGAGGAAUAGUGACUUUUCUCUCACUGGAUUAGAUGCGACUAGUGGGAGAUUCUCUGGACAGUUCCCAAAGGAUGGUGAACCCCUUCAGAGAGUAUAA
Molecule: messenger RNA, 939 nt
Organism: Necator americanus (New World hookworm)
Lineage: Eukaryota; Metazoa; Nematoda; Chromadorea; Rhabditida; Ancylostomatidae
Exons: 3
Coding region: 1-939 (312 amino acids)
Source: RefSeq, a predicted model, not a curated record